Messenger RNA from Stegostoma tigrinum, 3465 nucleotides. RefSeq names its product dynein 2 intermediate chain 2 (gene dync2i2). Bases 273 to 1778 code for a protein of 501 amino acids. Gene Ontology annotation, cellular component: ciliary plasm; cytoplasmic dynein complex. Gene Ontology annotation, biological process: intraciliary transport. Gene Ontology annotation, molecular function: dynein heavy chain binding; dynein light chain binding. The transcript is spliced from 8 exons. Lineage: Eukaryota; Metazoa; Chordata; Chondrichthyes; Orectolobiformes; Stegostomatidae. The record is from RefSeq and is a predicted model, not a curated record.
CGCGGCGCGAAGCCGGCCGUGACGUCAGGCGGCGCGGGUCGUCAUGGCGACCAGGUCGUCCCCAUUGGGUCCGCGUCCACUCUUGAACUUAUGCUGUGUGUUGGAGUGUGAGGGGAGAAAGAGAAAGUUUUUACUGCGUGUGGGAGGUGAAUGAGUUCUAGACACUCCAACGUAUUCUUUAAUAUAUAAAUAAGCUACUCUUAGCUUCGUGAGGAGGAGGAAGACAUUUUGGUGCUGGGGUUCCUCCAGCAACGCCUUAGCGAAUCCGCACUAUGUUCACGGACGAGGUCCGGGAGGCCGUGUCGAUUGAUUCGCGCUGGAGGAAGGUUCCCGAGCUGCGUGACGCAGUUUGUCAAACGGCGGUAGUUCGGCGCACCGAAGCUUCGGUGCAAAUUCGACGCAACGCGAGAAGCGGCACGCAGACCGAUCCGGUCGAGUGCCGAGACCUGCCGGCCUUCGAUGGGAGUGUGGAGCCGUCGAUCGAUUCCCCGCGCCUGGCCCGCUUUCUCCGGCAGGUGGAGCCCAUGGUGAGCAAGGAGUUAAUGAAGAACAUCAAGAGCCACGCCUUCGAUGGGUUUGAAGUCAACUGGAUAGACCACCCCAACACUGUUUCAUGUUUACAUACUCUGCAUUAUCCAGAAGCACAGAAGCGAAAACUGCACGUUACUGGUGUGUCUUGGAAUGUGACAGGCUCUGUCAUUGCUUGUGCAUAUGGCAGGUUGGAGGAUGGUGAUUGGAGUACAGAGAAGUCCUAUGUGUGCUCCUGGAAUCUAGAUCGGAGAGGGUUGAACCCAGAGCGACCAAAUACAGUGAUUGAUGUUUCUAGUGCUGUUAUGUGUCUGGCAUUCCACCCAGUAGAGCCUUCUUUGAUUGCUGGUGGUCUUUACAGUGGAGAAGUUUUAGUGUGGAACAACAGUAAGACGGAUGACCCUUUAAUUGCUAGAUCAGGAAUGUCUGAGGACACCCACCGUGAGCCUGUUUAUCAGGUGCACUGGAUCCAAAGUUUAAGCCGCAGUAACAGAAUUAAUGUUCUGAGUGCGAGCACUGAUGGGAAGAUUCUGAUCUGGCAAAUGGAUGGGAGAGGCCGGCUGGUACUGCAGGAUGGUUUUGCCCUGAUUGUUCAGCAGAUGCCACGCAAUGUCAAACUCCACAAGGUUAGUGAAGACAGUUUGUUUGGUGUGACGUCUCUCUCUUUCUCUCGUCUGGAUAAAACUGUGUUCAUUGCUGGUGUGGAAGGCGGCUAUGUGUUGAAGUGCUCAACAGAAGUUCUGACUCAUGCAGCAUUGAGCUCUGGCUCUGUUCCAUUGAAGGCCCCAGCUCAGUUCACCUUUUCUCCACACUGUGGUCCAGUCCAUGCUGUUGAUUGCUCACCAUUUCAUAGGAACCUCUUCCUCACUGCUGGCACUGAUGGGCACGUACAUCUUUAUUCCAUGCUGCAGGCUGAACCAAUUUUAUCUCUUCAGUUAUGUCAGAGUUACCUCUUCAGUGUUAACUGGUCCUUUGUUCGACCUCUCGUCUUUGCUGCGGCCACGGGAGAAGGAACUGUGUUGAUUUUUGACCUUGGGCACAGCUCUCUCCGUCCAACAGUCUCUAUUGAGCAGAAUACAGAAAGGAAACCAGUGUACUGUUUGGCAUUUAACCCCAAGCGACCUGAGCUACUUGCAGCUGGUAAUGCAGAAGGAAGUGUGAAAAUCUGGCAGUUGAGUGCUGAACUGACCAAGGAAGGAUCAAGGGAAAUUUCUCUACUUGAACAGUUUGCCAACGAAGCAGUAGAUUGACAGAAAAUGGUUUGGCUGGAGAAUUUCUAAAGGAGGAGCUAGAGGAAUUUUCUGCUUAAUCUUCUUGGUGUUUAGUUUUUAUAAAUAUAGGUUGAUUCAGGGUAUACAAAAAAAUGCUUUAAAAGAUUGCGAAAUAAAAAGUUUAACACCAGAAGGAAUGAGAAAUACGUUUGUUUAAUGCAUGACUUGUAAAUUGAACUAAAAAAAACCUUCCCUGGUCCAUGAAAUAUCUGGCAGGAUUGCAGAUACAUGCUCACUUUCCUUUUCAGGUGCAGUAAAAGCAAAUUGAUCAAAUAAGCUAAGCAAGCCUCAAUAGCAACUAAUAACAAACUGAGAUUAACCACAAACAUGUGCAACAUUACAUUUGUGGUGUAGCUAACUAGUGAUCUUCGAAGGAACACUGUGUACCUUGGGAGUAGCUGCAUGGGCAGGGAUUCAUUUCUCACUUUAUAAACAUACACGUAUUUGCACUGCAGCACCAUAGUUUUAGUCUGGAAUAGCCUUUCACUUCCCAGAUCAGCAUUACUGCUGUGACUGCUUUUGCAGUAGCCAGCUGCUGACCUUGAGCACAUGUCCAAUGAAUGCUGCUUUGCACAUGCAGCAUAUGGAAUUCAAAGAGCCAACAGCAUUUCUGUUAAAGUGAAUUCCAAUUAGAAGUACAGGAGCAAGACUUCAUUCCUGAAAAAUUUCAGCUUUAAAAAAAUCUGGAUAAUUAGUUAAAGUAAUUUAGUUCCUAUUUUGGUGAGCAGGGGAUAGAUAAAUAGAGAAUGACAGCAGAAUCAAAUCACUAUGAACAACUGUAAAUCAUAGGCCAGUUUGAAUUAGUGUUUAUUGAGCACACUGCAUCAACAAUUAGAGGAAUAAAAAUUUUCCAAGCAAAGCACAAAAGCAAGCCAUUUUACUGAUGUCUGACUAUUUAUAGUUGCACAAAGAUAGACAUGCAGAGCUAACAUUAGCAGAUAAUAGGCUGAUUUGGUAGCUUCUAGUUCACAAACAAUGAUCGUGUGAAUUCCACAUAGUCGAAGGCUGAAGGAAUCUCUCUGCCUUUGCCAUCUGUGUAUGGCUUCAUGUGCGAGAGGCAGUAAUCAGCUUGCUCCCUUGACAGGUUCUAGAAACAAAACAAUUGGAAUACAUUGGUUAUGUACACCAAGUGGUGUUACUGCUAAUUUACAAAACACACUGGCUGUGAUUUUUCUUUAUUCAUUCAUGAGAUGAGGGUAUUGCUAGCCAGGCACUGUUUAUUACCCAUCCGUAAUUACCCAGAGGGCAGUUCAGAGUCAACCACAUUGCUGUAGGUCUGGAGUCACGAAGGCCAGAUGAAUUCAGGACAGCAGUUUCCUUCCUUAAAAAGGGGAUUAGUGAACUAGUUGGGUUUUUCCAAUUCAUGGUCAUCAUUAGACUCUUAAUUCCAGAUAUUUAUUGAAUUCAAAUUCCACCAUCUGCCAUGGUGGGACUCAAACCCAGGUCCCCUGAACAUUAUCUGGGGUUUCUGGAUUAACAGCACAGCAAUAAUACCAUAAGGCCAUGAGCUUCCACGUCAUGUAAAUGUGACAUCAGUUGUUGGACUAAAGUCAUCACUAUAUAGCCUGUGAAUUGCAAGAUGCAACAUUUUAUUCCUCAGUAACCCUCCACUCAUUUCCUUACUACAACCAAUGACCAUAAAAAUAACCUUUAAACAGUUGCUGCA